AUGUUUAGGUUGUUCCAAGCGACAUUGAAAACAUGCAUGCUCCUACGACAUCCACCAAAGCCUCUAGCGUUGUUAUUCCCUCUCUUUUCACAUUAUUCUCCUCCAACUCCUACUUAUUCUUCACUUCUCUCCCAACCCUCUCUUCAAUUCCAUCCCUUUUCCACACACCCUUAUCACCCUUUUCUAUCUACUUUACUUCUUGCUUUGAAAUCUUCAUCCUCUGUCUCCUUCUGCAGAAUCAUUCAUGCCCACGUCAUCAAGUCUCUUGAUUACCGUGAUGGAUUCAUAGGUGAUCAAUUGGUAACCCGAUACCUCAAAACGGGUGCCACCCAAGAUGCAUAUUUUCUGUUUGAUGAAAUGCCUGACAAGGAUGUUGUCUCGUGGAAUUCUUUGGUUUCUUGGUUUUCGAAAAGUGGACAGCUUGGUUACUGUUUGAGUGUGUUUUGUGAGAUGAAAUCUGAUUCAGAAUUGAAAUUGAAUGAUCUUACUUUUAUAUCUGUUAUCUCGGCUUGUGUAUAUGAGAAAGCGCGAUGCGAAGGGUACUAUGUUCAUUGUUGUGCAGUGAAGUUGGGUAUGGUGUUUGAGGUGAAGGUUGUUAAUGCUCUUAUUAAUAUGUAUGGCAAGUUUGGCUUUGUUGAAUCUUCUUUCGAUUUGUUUUGGGAAAUGCCGGAGAGUGAAAAGAGUAUGGUGUCUUGGAACUCAAUUGUUGCUGUUUGUGCCCAAAAUGGAAUGCAUAAUGAGGCUUUUCGUUGUUUUGAUAUGAUGAGGGUUAAUGGAUUUUUUCUUGAUGAAGCCACAAUGGUGAGUUUGCUUCAAGCAUGUGAAAAUUUGCCUUUGGGAAGACUGGUGGAAGCUUUACAUGGUGUAAUCUUUACCUGUGGUCUUGAUGAAAAUAUAACAAUUAUGACUACUCUUUUGAACUUGUAUUCAAAGUUAGGAAGAUUGAGUGAUUCUCUUGAGGUAUUUGCAGAGAUACAAAAGCCUGAUAAAGUGACAUGGACUGCAAUGCUUGCUGGCUACGCGAUGCACGGGCGUGGGAAAGAAGCGACUGAGUUCUUCGAAAGAAUUGUAAGGGAAGAAGGCAUGGAGCCUGAUCAUGUAACUUUUACUCAUUUGUUAAGUGCUUGUAGCCAUUCAGGGCUUGUCAAAGAAGGAAAAUACUACUUCCAAGUUAUGUAUGAUGCGUACAAAGUUCAACCAGGAAUGGAUCAUUAUUCGUGUAUGGUUGAUCUUCUCGGUCGUUGUGGUUUACUCAAUGAUGCUCAUGAGUUAAUUAAGAACAUGCCGUUCGAGCCAAAUUCUGGAGUUUGGGGUGCCCUUCUUGGUGCUUGUAGGGUUCAUCGUAACAUUGCUCUAGGGAAGGAAUCUGCGGAAAAUUUGAUUGCAUUAGAUCCUUCAGACCCUAGAAACUAUAUUAUGUUGUCGAAUAUGUAUUCUGCUGCAGGUUUGUGGAGUGAUGCAUCAAAAGUGAGGACUUUAAUGAAGAGUAAUGUUAUUACUAGAAAUCCUGGAUGUAGUUUUAUUGAACAUGGGAAUAAAAUCCACCGUUUUGUUGUCGACGAUUACACUCACCCUGAUUCACAUAGAAUACACAAAAAGUUGGAAGAGGUUAUGAGAAAAAUUCAAGAGGUUGGCUUUGUGCCUGAAACAGAAUCGAUUCUCCAUGAUGUUGAUGAGGAUGUGAAAAUAGAUAUGGUCUCCAAACAUAGUGAGAAGAUUGCUCUUGCAUAUGGACUUUUGGUAUGUAGUGCAGAUAUGCCGCUAGUUAUAAUGAAAAAUCUAAGAAUAUGCCGUGAUUGCCACAACACUGCAAAAUUUGUGUCGAUGGUAGAGAAGCGGACUAUCAUUGUCCGAGAUGCUAAGCGAUUUCACCAGUUCUCAGAUGGGCUAUGUUCUUGUGGUGAUUAUUGGUAG
Vicia faba (fava bean) is the source of this 1914-nucleotide messenger RNA. The record is from the annotation of a GenBank genome assembly. Lineage: Eukaryota; Viridiplantae; Streptophyta; Magnoliopsida; Fabales; Fabaceae.